GGGCAACUAACACACUUUAGUGGAAACCAUCCAAUGCUACUAUUGUCAAUAAUUUAUGCAAAAAUAAACGAUCAAAUCAUGUGUUCAAUUAUAGUUACAUCAAUACAUAGUAGUGUUGUUAUGGAAACAAAUUUAAACAAAAUUUUUUGACAGAACGUUUUAUACUGAUAUCUUUUAAAGAUUUAUUUGAUCUAAUAAUUGUAUAUUUUAAUAUGGAAAAAUUACCACUUAUACCAGGAUAUACAAUUCAUGAUUCAAGUAUUACAGAUUAUAAAUUAUUACAAAAAUUUAAUUUUUUAAAUGGUUAUCGUAUAGUAUGUGAUAGUAAUGUUGGUAUUGGAGGAAGACCAAUAGAUGCUGCAUCCACUGCAUAUAUAAAAGAGGAGGAUUCUGCACACUAUGAUCCAUCCUUAACAUAUGGCCGGGUAAAGGAGUAUGCAUAUCGACAAUUUGUCCCACAUUAUGCAUUAUUUGCCCAUAAAUGUCUUUGUUUCAAAGCAUUCUUUCGUCAGGGAGUUUUUAACUCUCCAGAUGAAUAUUUUCGAAUACGUCAUGUGAAUAUAAUUUACUUUCUGGAGGAUGAUACAAUAUGUGUAAUGGAGCCCCCAGUAGAAAAUGCUGGUUUUAAGCAAGGGAAACUUGUAAGACGUGGAAAAAUUGUAAAAAAUACAGCUGGUGAUAUAUUUCAUUGGAAGGAUUUUAAUGUUGGAAUUGACGUAUGUAUUUAUGGUGUAGUUUAUCAUAUUAUUGAUUGUGAUCUAUUUACUCAAGAGUUUUUAAACAGUCAAGGCAUUGAUGUUGGAGACAAGGAAGAACCUCCUGUAGAUCCUUACACGCAAUUUCGUACAUCUAAGCAGACAAGACCAACGCACGUUACAUCAAUUCCAGAUGAUAGCAGGCGACGAUUCUUAGAGUAUGAUAAAAUGGUGUUAUCAUUUACUGCCACUUGGAACGACGAAGUUUAUUGUAUAACGUAUUUCUUAACGGAUGAUACGAUAGCUAUUCGUGAAAUACAAAAACCUAAUAGUGGAAAAGAUCCGGUAGUGAUGUUACUGAAAAGAAUGAAAGUACCAAAAGAUUGGAAAAAUUUACCGUCAACUUAUCCUGCCAUAUAUAUGGAAUGUGGCGAUCCUGAAAUAGUCGAAUACUAUACGCCAAAAGAUUUGAUAAUAGGCGAGACGAUUUUUAUAUUCAACCGGCGCUUUUUCCUGCACGAUUGUGACGCCUUCACGCGAAAAUAUUACUCAGAUAUGUUGGGAAUAACGCAGCCAAAAGAAAUUCCUAUUCCAACCAAGAAACCUAAAUCAGCGCCGGAAUAUAAACCUCCACCGCAUAUAAAGUUCGGUGCACCUGAUGAUACUUACGCCUCUUGUCUGUCAUUCAUUCUCAAACCACCUAAGAAGGACACUGUUCGACAACUACUUAAUUUUCCAAAAAAAUUGCGGUACUCCAUGCAGAUGGAUGCGGUACAUCCAGAAGACAGGAAUCGUGAUUUUAUUUUAGAAUACAAUUUAAGCGAAGGUACGAUUCUUGUACAGGAACUUGAGAAACGUAACUCUGGACGACGCGAAGGUUGUUUUCUGAAAGCAAUGUUGGUUCCAAAGCCAAAAACUGGAAGAGAUGAUCCAGAAUAUUAUACCCCUCAGGAUUUCUUCAUAGGCGCAAGAGUUAAUUUUUUUAAUCAUUACUUUAUCAUAUGCGGCGCUGAUCUUUUUGUGUAUCGUUAUAUUGAAGCGAAUCCUGAGAAAUUUCCACGAGAAAUACGAGAUAACAUUCGUGAUUAUUUUGUUAAACAAAAUUUACUUAGCGACGAUAUAAGUACCGAAAUUAAAAAAAUAGAAGAUAGGAAAGAAGCAGAGGCUCGUUCGAUUAAAAUGGUUGACGAAGACGUUAAAAAUGUUUCUGAUCUAGCAGAAUGCUUAGAACAACUUGAAACUCAAGCUAGACAAAAAUAUGAAGGGGAACAUGGUGAAUUAAGAGAGCGUACACCACCACCUGAAGAAUUAUGUCCAGGAUUAAUAACAAAGAGUCCUGAGGAAUCUAAUCAAUAUCAAGAUACAAAGACAUUUCCAGAAAAUGUUAAAAAAAGGGAGGUAACAUGGAACGAUGGGGUAAAAUAAUAAAAAAUAGCAUAACUUUUUGACUAGUAAUCACGUUUAACAUAAUUUCGUUUUCAAAGUCACUGCAACUGAACCACGUGUCUUUAAUUUAAAUAUUUUUCUAAAUGAAAUUAUUAAGAAAAUUCUUCAAUAUGUAACUACUUAUGUUAAACGUAAUUAUCAUUUAGCAUUUUGUAGUAAUUUCAAUUAAGAGACUCCCAAUUGAAACUAAAUUCAGUAGUUCUCAUUCUUUGGAAAAUUUACUACCUACGUGUAUGGUAUUUUUUAAUAGUUAAAUUUGAAUAUAAAAUAUAUGAUUUGAUUCAACAUUUAAUCAAACAUGAUUAUACAAUGUAAAUACUAAACAGUGUAGUACAUUAUGAGUAUACUAUUCGUAUGUCUGUAUAUUAUAAUACAACAAUAAUAUACAGAUAUGCAAUUUGUAUACAUAUAGCAUAUAUUGUAUUAAUCAUAAAAUAAAGUUCAGACAAAUCUUUGGAAUCCAAACAUUUUUAAACAAAAUUCUAAAACAUGAUCGAAGAGCAUAAUUAUUUUUUAAUUAAAUACUAAUUUCU
Molecule: messenger RNA, 2674 nt
Organism: Megachile rotundata (alfalfa leafcutting bee)
Lineage: Eukaryota; Metazoa; Arthropoda; Insecta; Hymenoptera; Megachilidae
Product: EF-hand domain-containing protein 1
Biological process (GO): mitotic cytokinesis; mitotic spindle organization; cilium-dependent cell motility
Cellular component (GO): axoneme; mitotic spindle
Molecular function (GO): alpha-tubulin binding
Source: RefSeq, a predicted model, not a curated record